AUGAAUUUGUUCUGCAAUAUUUUAAUUAUAUUGUAUUACAGGAAUGUGUCAUCAACUGUGCCCGGCGUCCAGACCAACAAUAACGCUGAGAUAUACGCUGCAGUUAAAGCUAUCGACAUGCUGCUCAACUACACCGAUGAAUACCGCGUAGAAAUCAUGACAGACUCAAUGUUUCUAUGCGAUUGUAUGUAUAAGUGGAUCAAUAAAUGGAAGUCUAAUGGUUGGAGGAAUUCUAAAGGUAACAUAGUGGCAAACAAGUAUAUGCUGGAAGAACUAGAUAGUCGCAUAAAGGCCAUGGAUUCUGUUAAAUUUACUUACGUACGAGCACAUAAUCAACACUAUGGCAAUGACCAAGCAGACAAGUUAGCUCGUGACGGAGCAUACAAGUAA
This is a messenger RNA of Macrosiphum euphorbiae (potato aphid), 390 nucleotides long. The record is from the annotation of a GenBank genome assembly. Lineage: Eukaryota; Metazoa; Arthropoda; Insecta; Hemiptera; Aphididae.